GCUAAUAAGCUCGUGAUGGGAUAAUAGGCGUUCAAAUUUUCUGGAAGUGCGGGUUUUGAAUGGAUCGCGGGAAUUUCGAUGGGUUUUCUCUACUUUGGAAGGCAACGCGCCUCUCCAGCUACAGUGCCAACAGACACUAUCAUUCCUUUUCAUUAUUGGGAUGAUGAUCACCAUACAUGAGGCCUCUCUUUCGAUAUCGUGAUUCGCUUUGAUGAUGUAUUAGAUCAUGACAAGCUGCGGCGUGCUUUAUCUCGGCUGCUCGAAAUAGGAGAUUGGCGGAAGCUUGGCGCUCGAAUCCGUAGGAGUACAGACGGAGGAUUAGAAUACCAUGUGCCACAAUCUUUCAGCAACGAACGACCUGGUUUUGCAUUCUCCACGACUGGAUAUGACAUGAAUUUGGCUGAGCAUCCGCAAGCAUCGCGCUUAGCUCAACCUCAUAAUCUUCAUGCGGCCGGUCGCCCCUCUGUUUUUAGCACUGCAUAUGCCACUACACCAGAGAUCAGGUCCUUCAUCCGGACUGCAGACUUCCCCGAUCGCUUGGAGGGUUGGCUAUGCUCGGACAGCCCCCAACUGAGGGUUAAAAUUGUUGUCUUUCAGGAUGCUACACUCGUUACUAUUUCUUUCCCACACAGUCUAAUGGACAUGGUAGGCUUUAAUGAUAUCCUAGAUGCAUGAGCGGCAGUGCUGCGCGGGCAGGAAAAUCGAGUGAAGCCCUUUAUCGGAUUCUUUGAGAACACAUUAGCCGGUCUCAGCAAGACGAAAAAAAAUCAACUACAGAAUUAUGUGUUUACUGACACGUUGCUAAUGGGUUUUGCACGGUUCUUGUUUGCAUUGCGCUAUAUAUUGACUGUUGAGCUGUUUUGGCAUCGCAGGGAAGAGGUUCGUGUUAUUUUCUUGCCAACCAAAUACUUACAAAAAAUGCGUGGUAAGGCUAUUGACGAACUUACAUUAAAUCAUGCCGGAGACAGCAGCAGACUCCCCUUUAUUAGCGAAGGAGAUGUUCUAUUUGUUUGGUGGACAAAAGUGGUUCUCCAAGCUGAAUCACCUUCUCCCAGUUGCACGAUUAACAUGCGGAAUACAUACUGUUGCCGGUCCGUUUUAGCAGAGCUUGGCCACAUACCAUCAGCUACAUCUGUAUUAGUAACCAAUGCAGUAUUUGCGGCUCUGACAUUUCUUUCCGUUCGCCAGGUUCUUGCCGAGCCUCUAAGUUUUACUGCAUCCGAAGUCCGCAAGUCUUUUAUACAACAAAGAACUCCAGAGCAGCUCCAAGUAUUAGAUGCUAUUCAAAGAAACACGCUCGACAAUGCACAUCAUCCAGCCCUCUUUGGAGACCCCAAUAUGUAUAUAAUAAUGAUAUUAAAUUGGGUCAAGGCCAAGCUUUUCCAAGUGGAUUUCUCUGCUGCAGUCCAAAGAGAAGGAAUGUCGCUGAACAAGCGGAGUAAUCAGCUGGGCAGACCGUCUUGUAUUCAGGGUACUGGGACUAGAGACUAUGCAACACGAAACACUGGCGUGGUGAUAGGAAAAGAUGCUGCUGGGAAUUGGUGGCUCUUGUAUACUCUGCGGAAACAAAAUUGGCCGGCGGUAGAAGAGCAAAUUCUUUCUAUGGUAGAAGAUACGUGAUUAUUUAGAUACAUAUUCACUUUCUAAUCUCAAAAUAAUAAAGAGUUGAAGGAAAGUACUGUAACUCGCCGGAUUUAGUUCCAGUAAAUAAAUAAGCUAAAAAGACAUUUCCUUGUCCAAUCUGUGAUACUCGGGGUUUACCAACUAAGUCUUCUAUUUGACAACCUUUUAGUCUCGUAGAGGUCUAACUAGUUAUAGCCUCAAUAGACUGGAACUUUUCUUUAGCAAAGAAGGACAGGUUUUGCUUUAUUGAUAUUAAUGACUACUGUCUUCUCGACACAUGGUCUCUCACCUCCUUCUUAGGAUCGGCACAACGAACCAUCCCAUCACAACAUUCAUCAAUGAAUCUACAAUCCCAAAACCCCUCUUCUGACUUAACCCUGUCAUAUUGGUAAACAAAAGACUCGCAGCCAAUGAGUCCUCGCAGAUGAUAAAGUCGCCCUUUUUUCACCCGCGCGAUA
Molecule: messenger RNA, 2081 nt
Organism: Trichophyton rubrum CBS 118892
Lineage: Eukaryota; Fungi; Ascomycota; Eurotiomycetes; Onygenales; Arthrodermataceae
Exons: 1
Coding region: 805-1620 (271 amino acids)
Source: RefSeq, a predicted model, not a curated record